AUCCUGCUUUACCCGAUUGCUGCCGAUUUUAUUCACAAAAACCAAUCUCCUGUAGUCUUCUCCUCCAAAAUCCCCGCACCCUUCCGAAAAGAUUGCGUUGCAGAACCCUACAUAAACCUCUGAAACUCUGAAAUCCUAAUUUUGGAACCCAAUUGAAUUCCCAAUCUUGGAUUCGUUCCAAUGGAACUCUAUUCAUCUUUCAGACCACCAUCUACGCUGGAUUUAUCCUUCUCCUCCUCAAUUUCGCCCUUUCUAAUCCAAGCCCCUCCAAAAAUCCCCAAAUUCCCACAAAGAUUCAACGUUAUGGCAGUAGCAGUCGACCCGAAAGAGCUCCCGCAGAACAGCCCUCAGAGGCUAUUGAAGGAGCUAGCAGAGCGCAAGAAAGUGGUUUCCCCGAAGAGAAAGGCUCCACCGAGAAGAUUCAUCCUCAAACCUCCGAUGGACGACGCGAAACUGGCGGAAAGAUUCCUCAACAGUCCGCAGAUGUCGUUAAAGUCGUUUCCAUUGUUGAGCUCUUGUCUGCCUCCGUCGCGGUUGAACAAUGCCGACAAAACCUGGAUGGACGAGUUCCUGCUGGAGGCGAAGCAGGCUUUGGGGUACCCUUUGGAGCCUUCGGAGAAUUACGGCGACGAUAAUCCUGCCAAGCAGUUCGAUACUCUGUUGUAUUUGGCAUUUCAGCAUCCUCACUGUGAGAGGACGAAUGCGAAGCACGUGAGGUCUGGGCAUUCUCGAUUGUGGUUCUUGGGGCAGUACGUGCUGGAAUUGGCCUUGUGUGAGUUUUUCUUGCAGAGGUAUCCGAGGGAAUCUCCUGGUCCGAUGAGGGAGAGGGUUUAUGCUUUGAUUGGGAAGAGGUUUUUGCCUAAGUGGAUCAAAGCUGCCAGUUUGCAGAAUUUGGUUUUCCAGUAUGAUGAUAUGGAUAGGUUGAUUAGGAAAGAUCGAGAGCCUCCAGUCAAAUCGGUUUUCUUGGCCUUGUUUGGGGCGAUAUAUCUGUGUUUCGGCAUGCCGGAAGUGUACCGUGUUCUUUUUGAAGUGUUUGGUAUGGACCCUGAGGCAGAAGAUUGCCAGCCGAAAAUUAGGAGACAGCUCGAGGAUGUAGACUAUGUUUCCGCUGAAUUCGACAAUCGAAAACUAAGUUGGCAAGAUGUUGCUGCUUAUAAGCCUCCAGAAGAUGCACUUUUUGCCCAUCCAAGGCUUUUCCGGGCAUGUGUUCCUCCGGGAAUGCAUCGUUUCCGCGGGAACGUAUGGGAUUACGACAGUAGACCUCGAGUCAUGAAGACACUCGGAUAUCCUCUGCCGCGAGAUGAUAGGAUCCCUGAGAUUACGGAAGCUAGGAAUAUCGAGCUUGGGCUGGGAUUGCAGCUUUGCUUCCUGCACCCGUCGAAAUACAAGUUCGAGCAUCCUCGGUUUUGCUUCGAGCGUCUGGAAUAUCUCGGUCAGAAGAUCCAGGAUCUUGUAAUGGCCGAGAGGUUGCUAAUGAAGCAUCUAGAUGCCCCUGGAAGAUGGGUUCAGGAGAAGCACCGGCGCCUUGUAAUGAACAAGUUCUGCGGCAAGUACUUACGGGAGAAGUAUCUACAUCGUUUCAUUAUCUACAGCGAGGAGGUACAAGAUGCGUACGAGCACAACCGGAGGUUAAGGAAUCCGGCCACAACCUCCGUCCAACAAGCCAUUCACGGGCUUGGGUACGCAGUUUAUGGAAAACCAGACACUCGGCGCCUCAUGUUUGAGGUUUUCGACUUUGAACAGAUCCAACCUAAGGCUGUAUCUUAAGAUAUCAAAAAAAUGGAUGCAGAUAUAACCAUUGCUGGUACAGUAUGUAUAUAGAGCAAUUUUCAUCAUAUUGGGGAACUACAUUUUGUAUUCUAACAUCUCUUGCUUGUAGAAGAAUACUUUCAUCAUUUUAACACUACAGAUUCUCAUUUA
This is a messenger RNA of Andrographis paniculata, 1920 nucleotides long. RefSeq names its product ribonuclease III domain-containing protein RNC1, chloroplastic. The transcript is spliced from 5 exons. Gene Ontology annotation, molecular function: double-stranded RNA binding; ribonuclease III activity. The record is from RefSeq and is a predicted model, not a curated record. Gene Ontology annotation, cellular component: nucleus. Gene Ontology annotation, biological process: regulation of gene expression; rRNA processing. Bases 181 to 1767 code for a protein of 528 amino acids. NCBI's taxonomy places the organism in Eukaryota, Viridiplantae, Streptophyta, Magnoliopsida, Lamiales, Acanthaceae.